GAUCCAACAACGAUAAAUAUAUUAAAACUUUUGAAGAUUUUUUUUGAAAUGAAUUCCUAUGCCAAAGAUUCUAAGAUAUCAAAUGAGCAAUUCAUGAAUUGGAAAUUAACAGUCAAAUUAAAUCGUCAAUUGGAAGAUCCUUUAGUUGUUGCCAGUGGAACAUUACCUGGAUGGAGUAUUCAUAUUACCAAACAAUUUUCAUUUAUUUUUCCGCUAGACACUAGGAUUUUUUUCUUACAGUCUACGUCGUUUGGAUUUUCAAGAUCCAUCCAUCAUUGGCAGCUAAGAACCAAUCAAGAAUACGCCGAUAGCCAAGGCUCAUCCAAUUCUAACUCCAAUAAUAACCACCGCGCUCAAUUAGGAAGACCAACAAGACAAAAAGUAAGAUUGUCAAGAAAAUCAAUUUUACAAAGUGCGGUUAAAGUUUUACAACUUUAUGGUUCUACUCCUGGUGUUUUGGAAAUUGAAUAUUUUGAUGAAGUUGGAUCUGGUUUAGGCCCAACUUUAGAGUUUUACGCAACGGUUUCAAGAGAAUUUUGUAAGAAAAAGUUAAAGUUAUGGAGAGACAAUAGUGACGAUAACCAAGAGGAUUUAGAAAGCUAUGUACAAUCAAAUACUGGUUUAUUCCCAUAUCCAUUAGAUAAAAAUCAAGUUUUCAGUGAAAAUGGCCGGAAAAUGAUUUAUUUUUUUGCAACCUUAGGUAAAUUUAUCGCUCGUGCAUUACUCGAUUCAAGAAUUAUUGAUUUUAAUUUUAAUCCAGUGUUUUUGAAAUUAGUUCAAUUUUUUAAUCAAGGAGCCAAACCUACCAAUAGAGACUUGAAAAAAUUGACCAGUUUGAACAGUUUAAGAUUGGUUGACUCAACAUUGGCCAAUUCAUUAGAACAUUUGAUCAAAUACAUUGAAGCUUACAAAGAUGUUCCAAUAGACCAGAGAUCAGCUGUUGUUAUUGACGAUUGUACAUUAGAUGAUUUAUCACUUACAUUCACAUUACCAGGAUACCCUGAUUACGAAUUAAUACCAAAUGGUGAUGAAAUAUUUAUCAAUCAUGAAAAUGUUGAAAACUAUGUCAAUAAAGUUUUGGAAGCAACAUUGUAUUCAGGUAUAGUUCAUCAAACCAAAGCAUUCAUGGAAGGCUUUAGUAAAGUUUUCCCAAUAAAUUCCUUGAUUAUUUUUUCACCUCAAGAAUUAGUUGAAUUAUUAGGCAGUGCCGAAGAAGAUUGGUCCUUAUCAACGAUAGUAAACUCUGUUCAUGCUAACCAUGGUUACACUAAAGAAUCGGAAGCCAUCAAAAGAUUGAUUAAUAUCUUGGUAAAUUUCAAUGACAUUGAAAAACGAUCAUUUUUACAAUUUUUAACCGGAUCUCCCAAAUUACCUGUCGGUGGCUUCAAAUCACUUAGACCAGAAUUCACGGUCGUUCGAAAACUAGCCGAACCUGGAUCUAGUGAUGAUGAUUAUUUACCUAGUGUUAUGACUUGUGCUAAUUAUCUCAAAUUACCUAAUUAUUCCUCUGAAGAAAUCAUGAAAGCAAAAUUAGUACAAGCCGUAAAUGAAGGUGCUGGUGCGUUUUUAUUAUCAUGAUACCCUAUGCAUUCAUUCUCUCUUUUUAUUUAUCAUCUGUAUAGUUGGAUACCCA
Messenger RNA from Hyphopichia burtonii NRRL Y-1933, 1633 nucleotides. RefSeq names its product putative ubiquitin-protein ligase. Gene Ontology annotation, biological process: proteasome-mediated ubiquitin-dependent protein catabolic process; protein polyubiquitination. The transcript has a single exon. The coding region runs from base 49 to 1578 and encodes 509 amino acids. The record is from RefSeq and is a predicted model, not a curated record. NCBI's taxonomy places the organism in Eukaryota, Fungi, Ascomycota, Pichiomycetes, Serinales, Debaryomycetaceae. Gene Ontology annotation, cellular component: nuclear speck. Gene Ontology annotation, molecular function: ubiquitin protein ligase activity.